Dioscorea cayenensis subsp. rotundata (Guinea yam) is the source of this 1405-nucleotide messenger RNA. Its product is annotated as TBC domain-containing protein C1952.17c-like. The transcript has 9 exons. The record is from RefSeq and is a predicted model, not a curated record. Gene Ontology annotation, biological process: intracellular protein transport; activation of GTPase activity. Gene Ontology annotation, molecular function: GTPase activator activity. Bases 41 to 1273 code for a protein of 410 amino acids. Lineage: Eukaryota; Viridiplantae; Streptophyta; Magnoliopsida; Dioscoreales; Dioscoreaceae.
CUUCUCUCUCUCUCUCUCUCUCACACACACACACACACUCAUGUUGGGUGAAGGUAAGUUCAAGCACUCUGUUCCUGACCCUACUGGGGAGGAACUUGAGACAUUCCAAACCGUCAGGAUACGGCUGGAGAGGACUCAUGUGGAAGCUGGUGAUGAACAUGAGAAGGAGUCUAUGGUGGUGAUCCAUCGUAAGAUUGGAAAGGAAGUUCACGAGGAGAUGAAAAGAGAACUGGAGUGCGAGAUUUCUGAAAGAGUUGUAAACCUGGAAGCACUGCAAAAGAUCGCUGGUAGUGGUCAGCUUGAUGGAGAGUUCCGAGCUCUAGUCUGGAAGCUACUCUUGGGUUACUUGCCUCCUGAAAAAGAUGAUUGGGAAAGAGAAUUGGCAGCCAACAGAUCAAGAUAUGCAGAACUGAAAAAGGAGCUCCUUAUAAAUCCUUCAGAAUCCUGCAGGGAGGAGGAUGAGAAGAUGUCUUCAAGUGAGCAGCAGGUUGGACUGCUGUGUAGGCAUGAGAUUUCUAAUGGUGACCAUCCUCUAAAUAUGGGCAAAACUAGCAUUUGGUGUCGAUAUUUCAAGGAUGCAGAGAUUCUAGAGCAGAUAGAUCGGGAUCUUCCGCGUACGCAUCCAGAUAUGAAAUUCUUCUCUGGAGACUCGUCACUUGGUAAAAGCAACCAGAAAGCAAUGAAAGAUAUUCUUUUCCUGUUUGCCAAAUUAAAUCCUGCUAUUGGUUAUGUCCAAGGAAUGAAUGAAGUCUUAGCCCCACUCUACUUUGUAUGCAGGACAGACUUUGACGAGCAAAAUGCACCCAAUGUGGAAGCUGACUGCUUCGCAUGUUUUGUUCGACUGAUGUUUGAUUCUGUGAAUCACUUUUGCCAACAAUUAGAUAACAGCUCCAUGGGAAUUCACAGUACUCUUCACCAGUUGUCUGAACUUUUGCGAACUAACGAUCAAGAGCUUUGGCAGCAUCUUAUGAUCACAUGCAAGCUGAACCCUCAGUUUUAUGCAUUCAGGUGGAUCACUUUGCUAUUAACACAGGAAUUCGACUUUGAUUGUAUCAUAAGGCUGUGGGAUUCUCUUCUUAGCAAUCCCUUGGGAGUUCAGGAGUUGUUGCUGAGGGUGUGUUGCGCUAUGUUGCUGUACUUGAGACAUGAGCUUUUGACCGGUGACUUCACCUCCAAUUUGAAGCUCCUUCAACAUUACCCUCAAGUUGAUCUAGAACGUUUGUUAAAUUUAGCUCAUCAGAUAACUCCCAUCCAUGUCGGGCGUCGCAUUUGAAAAUUGAAACCGCUUUGUAUGUAUUCUUGAUGAACGUAUCCUUCCUGAUCACACCUGUUAAGUUUCAGAAAUGAGCUUUUGUAAAUAAAUAAAUAAAUAAAUUUUAGAAAGGGAAUUAUGAUUAUGCAAUGU